AUUCCAAGCAGCGGCAACCCCAGUAUAAAGUAUCGUUCGUACCAAUAUAUAUCCAAUUGUACAAAACACAACUCCCUCACCACACAAUGGCCUCCCAAUUCCUCCGGUUCGUUAACCGCCCUCUUCUCCUGUCUAUGCCACUUGCCGCUUCAUUCCUCUUGUUUCGUCCCAAUCCGGCCGUUGUAAUCCACUGCGACUACGCCCCGCGGACUCCUGGCCAGCCAGCCUGGUGCUCUCGCCCUUCCCCCCUUGAGGGAGAUUGCUCCUUCGGUAGCUUGAAUCCACAUACUGUCCGCCAGAUCAGUCUAGGUAGUGUGCUCGGGUUGAUCGCUGGUGUGGGAUUAAGAAUAUUCUCGAGGACCCUGACGUUUACAUUGGGUGUUGCCAUAUUGCUCAUCGAGUGGGCAGCAUCCAAAGGAUACAAUAUCGUCCCCACCAAAUUCCUUCAGCGGUAUGUCAAGUCCGUCGAUGUCCGGCGAGCGGUUACAAAGAACUUGGCUUUUAAAGCAAGUUUCGGGACGACUUUGAUGCUCUCUGCGUUUUCGGAGUUUUAAUAUACGACCAUUUGAAACGGCGUUCGAUAUUAAGAUAAAAAAUAGACUUUACUCCGUAAAUUCUCUAGAAAUCACAAGCAGCCACGUGGCGCGUGCUCCAGGUUGUACAUUGUGGGUAUCAAAUAUAGGUCAAAGACAGGAUAGCACAGGAAAACAUACAGAAUGACGUAUCACUGCUCUAUGACAAGAUCUUCUAGAAUACUCUCCAUCUCCUCUUGAGAAAGAGGGACUCCAAGCAUUUCCGCGCCACUCGAGUCUGUCCGCGAGAUGAUCAUCUGGUGGUCAUAAAAUUCUUUAAGUUGCGUCCGGAACAUCAGUUCCGAGGAAGAGAUGAAUUCUUCAGUAGCCUUGUGGAAUAACGUGCGCCAUUCAAUCGCCGUUUCCCUCCGCUCGUUGCCAGUUUUAUCACGCGGGUCAGUGGUCGCUUGGUCCACCUCGCCUUCUGAAAUAUUUUGAUCUCCUAGCAUAGUGAGAAGCUCUGUAAUAAGGAGACGAUAUAAUUUCCGGGUGUUCUCUGGAAGACUUUUGAGAACAAAGCCGACCCCUUGCUUUCCACCUAUCCGGCGAACUUUGCGGCCAAGGAGGCUGUGGACUUCAUCAACAACGUUGAGCUCCGCAUCAUAUGGAGCAAAGGUCGUGCAAUCAUGAAAAGCGAAAUUAAAUUGAUCUCGGAGCCCGAUAUCCCACAAGAGAAGAAAAUUAGGUGUAUCGGCGGUAGCAACAAUAUUGAUAUGAGGAAGGCUGGCAAGGCGUGCUAGAAGAGUCUGAUGGGCCUGACGGCGUAACGGGGGCGCAUCUAUGGAGUUUAUGAGGACUGUUAUUGGAUGCUUUGGCGGUCUCACGUUGAGAUUGGACUGCAACACAUCCAAGACCUCAGACAGUUGUGUUCCGAGCUUUGUUGGAGCCUCAGGACCCAUGACUGCGCUUAUUAUUGUUGCAAGAAUAGAUCUGAGAGUAACAUUGGUCGCAUAACCAUUCACCACGACAAUAGUAGGAGGGUCGCUAUACCGUUCAUAUAGCCAACCUGCAAAUCGCUGUACAAGAUUUCGCUUAGAGCCAUAUCCAUAUAGGCAUAUAUUAAACCCUUCAAUUAAUUCAAAAUUCCAUUGCGGGAAUGAUCGCUCAUGGAUGUCGACUAGAGCCUCCUUUUCUUUAGACUGUGGGUCAUCCAGUUUCUCCAACUGGUCAAAAUAUUCCUCAUGCG
This is a messenger RNA of Coccidioides immitis RS, 1758 nucleotides long. RefSeq lists its product as uncharacterized. Bases 87 to 554 code for a protein of 155 amino acids. The record is from RefSeq and is a predicted model, not a curated record. Lineage: Eukaryota; Fungi; Ascomycota; Eurotiomycetes; Onygenales; Onygenaceae. The transcript has 2 exons.